GUAAUAAAUAACCCGCUAAAGUUCGGACCGUAGAGAAAGAAUCGAAAAGGGACUCAGAAGGAACUCUCCUGAGCCUUUAACGUCAAAGUUCGUUGGUACGCGCGGACCACAACAGCAAAGCGCCAAAUUCGCUAUCUCUGGAAUCAUGAAUGAACAGGACGAGAUCAUCAAUAGAAUGCCGAUACGACUAUCCAAUAGAUUAUCCCUGCAAAUUCACCAGUUUCCACUGCUAUCUCGUCCUCUUCAAGCGCCUCCUUCCGCUGAAGCUAGUGGGAAGCGGAUCACUGCGCGAAUAAAACCUCAAUCUCGCGUGCUGGAAAUCCACGUACCUGCCGACACUCGUACUGAAGUAUACAACAGCGAACGAGGCCAUGAAUUUGGGAAAGGUCAACUGGACGAUGAUCGUGAAAAGAACCAGGAGCGAAAGGGAGGUAAAGGAAGAGAAGGAGAGGAGCCACGGUUGGCAGAAAUACGCUUAAGGAGUGAAGAGAUUCCGCAUCGAGGUGUUCAAAUGCUGGGGAUUGUUCAUGAAAAUGAACUUCACCUGCAUCCUAUCAGUGCAACGCAUCAGUUCCGACCCACGCUUACUUAUCUUGACAUUUUAUCUCGCAAAAGCAAACGACGAGGAGGCGAUGACUCUGAUUCUGACUCUGAUGAUGGACCUCCACCAGAUCCAGAUGAACCUGUCCCUGUAACAGCAGCCAAGAAGAAGGAGAAAAAGGCAACCGCUGGUGACGCGAAGGAAGUUCAGGUUUCUGCCCGACGAACAGAUGAUAAGGCUGGUAAUCUUUCCCAGCUAUCUAAUGCUAGGAAAGAGAUGCUUGCGAUAAUCCGCGCUGAGCAGGACGAAUCUUGGCAGGAUCUCCAAUUUUGUGGAAUGACGACGGAAGAAGCUGGCCAUUCUCUAGAUCAAUUCUUUUCCUAUAGAAGCGAGGAGUUGCACUGUAGUACAGAUGUAACUACAUUCCUUACAGCUGCACAAAAAGCGUAGGGAUCUUAAGCUUGGGCCGAAUACGGCGAAUGG
Molecule: messenger RNA, 1024 nt
Organism: Lentinula edodes (shiitake mushroom)
Lineage: Eukaryota; Fungi; Basidiomycota; Agaricomycetes; Agaricales; Omphalotaceae
Product: DNA-directed RNA polymerase III subunit Rpc5
Exons: 3
Coding region: 146-991 (281 amino acids)
Biological process (GO): DNA-templated transcription
Cellular component (GO): RNA polymerase III complex; nucleus
Source: RefSeq, a predicted model, not a curated record